GGCGAGGAGAGAAGAGUACAAGUUUUCCUGGUUUACUCCGUCGUCUCGUGCCCACUGUUGUCUAUAGUCCACGCGAGAUUUGAAUUGGAGAUUUGAAUUUCAAAGUAACGCAUCCAAUUUCAUGGUGGAUUUCCCAUCAUCUUCAAAAGCAAAAGGCGCUCAACGGGCUCCGUCAAAGUCCUCCAAUGGUCCUACGCUCGCUUCCUUCUUCCUUUAUAUGCCAAGCACUCUCGCUCUCCCACUGAAAAGCUUCCUUUCAACCCCUAACACAUGGAAAAUUCUGAACCCCUCCCGACCAAAUCCACAGGGAUUCCCAUUCACGGAGGCAAAUACGUGAGAUUCAACAUUCUUGGCAAUCCUUUCGAGAUCUAUGCUAAGUACGCGCCUCCUAUACAGCCCGUCGGACGCGGCGCUUACGGCAUCGUUUGCUGCGCGAUGAAUUCUGAGACUAAGGAGGAGGUUGCGAUUAAGAAGAUAGGUAGUGCAUUCGACAACAGGAUCGACGCCAAGAGGACACUUCGUGAAAUUAAGCUUCUCUGUCAUAUGGAUCAUGAUAAUAUAAUUAAAAUUAAGGACAUCAUACGGCCGCCAGAGAGGCAAAAGUUUAAUGAUGUUUAUGUUGUGUAUGAAUUGAUGGAUACUGACCUCCAUCAGAUAAUUCGCUCUCCUCAGGAUCUCACAGAUGAGCAUUGUCAAUAUUUCCUAUAUCAGCUGUUGAGAGGAUUGAAGUACAUACACUCUGCAAAUGUGUUGCACCGAGAUUUAAAACCAAGCAACUUACUCCUCAACGCAAACUGUGAUCUCAAGAUCUGCGACUUUGGGUUAGCCAGAACUACCUCCGAGACAGACUUUAUGACAGAAUAUGUCGUGACUCGUUGGUAUAGGGCCCCUGAAUUGCUACUUAAUUGCUCAGAAUAUACUGCAGCUAUUGAUAUAUGGUCCGUUGGUUGCAUUUUGAUGGAGAUAAUUGGAAGGGAGCCUCUAUUUCCCGGCAAAGACUAUGUUCAGCAGUUGAUGCUUAUAACCGAGCUUCUAGGUUCUCCAGAUGAGUCAGACCUUGGAUUCUUGCGAAGCGAUAAUGCAAAGAAAUAUGUUAAACAGCUCCCACGUGUAGAAAAGCAACCCUUUGCAUCCAGGUUUCCUGAUGUCUCGCCGUUGGCAAUUGAUCUUGCGGAGAAAAUGCUGGCUUUCGAUCCGUCCAAACGCAUAAGCGUGGAAGCAGCAUUGAAUCACCCGUAUUUGUCAAGUCUUCAUGAGAUCAACGAGGAGCCCAUUUGCCCGACUCCUUUCAUCUUUGACUUCGAGCAGACGACUUUAAGCGAAGACGAUAUAAAGGAUCUCAUAUGGAGGGAGUCUCUUAACUUUCAUCCGGAUGAGCUGGUGGUCUAGUCUCGGCAAAUCGGUCCUUUUCUCUUGGUGUUUGGUUUAUAAAAUUUCAUAUACGAGUUUGGAACUGUGGAAAAAUGGUGAAUGUGAUGUCGUAAUCUGUAUGGUGAGAGUGAAGAGGGAGAUAGGUUCACCCGCAAGGGGCGAAGGGCAAGUCUCUUUAUCUUUUCUUUUUACCCCCUCUUUAAUUUUGAGAUUUUAUGAGAUUACUUCUCUCAUUUAUAA
Prosopis cineraria is the source of this 1611-nucleotide messenger RNA. Its product is annotated as mitogen-activated protein kinase homolog NTF6-like. The transcript is spliced from 6 exons. The record is from RefSeq and is a predicted model, not a curated record. Gene Ontology annotation, cellular component: cytoplasm; nucleus. Lineage: Eukaryota; Viridiplantae; Streptophyta; Magnoliopsida; Fabales; Fabaceae. Gene Ontology annotation, biological process: protein phosphorylation; intracellular signal transduction. The coding region runs from base 271 to 1389 and encodes 372 amino acids. Gene Ontology annotation, molecular function: MAP kinase activity; ATP binding.